GAAACUCGUUUCAAUAGUCGCCAAUCAAAGCUAGCUUCAAUACAGUGUAUUUACUAUGAAUACAAAUAUGGAAUCACUUUGGAAAAUAUUAGCAUGCUCAUCUCAGUAUCGAAGCCUAUAGAAGCUGGAAUAAUAAAUAAAAACGAAAUUCCCGUUGUUCUUUUGAUGUUUCCACCUAAGACGUACGAAAGCCAUAGCCUCUAUCAUGUACUGAUACCGUGAUGUCAGUCUAGUUAAUAUUUACGGAGCACACUCUCUUUCCAUUGCAUUCCAGCCGUUUUUUUUGUUAGUCAGCACAAAACGAUAACAGCACGGUUGUGGAUACAAAAACAAACUAGAACUAACCGGAAACCCGAGUCGGUCGCGGAGUUCGCUAUCCCGCUCGAUUCGGGACUUACGGAGACGGUCCCGUUCUAACCUCCCCGUAUGCAACAUUGUGUAUCCGUUGGGCAGGCGACUGCUCUGAUAAGAACCAGUCGAGUUUUAUCUUGCGACAAAUUCCAGUCGACUCUAUUCAGUCUUUCGUUUACUGCGGUUGGUUGAAGCUCGAAAAACUGUAAACAUGAGACAACUCAGAGAUAUUUGCUGGUUUGGAUUGGUGCUGGUCUUCACGCUUGCAACCGCAGCCUCCAAAACUUAUAAAUGUUCGGUCAUUAAUGAGGCGGGCUUUUGCUUUCUGGAGAAUGUCAUCAUUGACAGUUCAACGGCCGCCCAGCAGAUUGAAUUCCCCAAGCAUCCGAUUCUUCUGAUCAAGUCCGGUUCGAUUCCAAAUUUUUCCAAGGAUGUUUACAGUCACUUUGCCGGUGUUCGACUGUUGCACAUGUACAACAACACCAAUGUUCGAAAGUUGCUGAUUGCCAACAGUAACCUCACCGAGAUAAAUCUCCAACGCAACGGACUGCUGGAAUUUGAGGUGGAACCGGUGGAACAGCGGAACCUUAAAACGCUAACCAUCGUUCAUAACGAGCUUACCGGCAUCCCCAGAAACAUCCGCUUUCUGGAGGGUUUGGAAAAGCUGUAUCUUUACAACAAUUCGAUCGAAUACAUCGACCUGGAACUGUUUUCCAACGCCAGCUCCCUUAAGGUGCUCUCGCUCUACGACAACAAAAUUAAGACUCUCGAUUCGAAGCUGGGCCUGCGGUUCGGAAAUCUGCAAACGUUGUCACUCAGCAAAAAUCGCCUAACCUACAUUCCGUACUUCUUCGAUGCAUUCCCGGUGCUGAAUGCCAUUUCGUUGCGUAAGAAUCUCUGGAACUGCCGCUGGUUGGAGUUUGCGGUGGAAUUCAUGCAGCAGCGCAAAAUUCAAAUCGCUCGCAAGGAUGCCGUCUGCCGAGAUCGUUGGGUCGGGGACAUUUGCUGCUACAAAACGAUACUGGACUUUUUGUUCCACCAGCAGCACGAAGAGCUCGCCCAUGACCGGGAACAGCUACGGAAAUUGUCCCAGCAGAAUCAAGAUCUGAGACAUUUGGUCGAGCGGUUGACCGACACCGUGCACAAACUGGAGGAAGGCAGCAAUAGGAUGUGAGUGGGAGGGAAGCGUUGUAAUGAUUUUUGUUGUUGCGAAUUGGAACUGCACUUUUGGAUGUCUUGCAGUGAUUAUUUUUUAUCGCGUGCCCGACGCGGUGAAAUGUAUGGUGUGGUUGCUGCUGUUACUGAGAAGCUAAGUGGGCGGCUGACUUCGACGAUAAAUUGUUUUGGAAUGUGGACAAGUGUUACUAAUUACCUAUUGCAAAAAAUAUAAAAACAAAAUCAUUUCUAA
Messenger RNA from Malaya genurostris, 1759 nucleotides. RefSeq names its product leucine-rich repeat-containing protein 15-like. The record is from RefSeq and is a predicted model, not a curated record. The transcript is spliced from 2 exons. Lineage: Eukaryota; Metazoa; Arthropoda; Insecta; Diptera; Culicidae. Gene Ontology annotation, molecular function: protein binding. The coding region runs from base 563 to 1525 and encodes 320 amino acids.